Molecule: messenger RNA, 1706 nt
Organism: Symbiodinium pilosum
Lineage: Eukaryota; Dinophyceae; Suessiales; Symbiodiniaceae
Source: the annotation of a GenBank genome assembly
GCUAUUCAGACGUGCGCUACCUCGUGGACAGCGUUGUGCUUUUGAGACUGCUCCGAGUUUUCAGCCUCGAGAGUUACUACUACGCGCUUCACACUUUGCAGUGCGUGCUCUGGCUGAACAAGUGGCCCCUGGCGAGAGCGGGCGGGGCGUUAGUCUCUGUUUGGUUUGUGCACGCCACACUGCUGUACAUUUGCGAGAAUCCGCGGGCUCUUGGUGGUGCAAUUCCUCCUGUAGGCCCUGACGAUGCUGGGGAAGGUGGCCAUGAAAAGGGCGAAGGCGAAGGUGAGGAUGACGAUGGACUGACGAUGGUUCAGCGCUACAGGAGCGUACUUUCUGCACUCCAGUACAGCAUCGUGCAUCUUUUCGGUGACUUCCCGGAGACGGAUUACACAACAGAGGCCAAGAUGGUCCACUUUGCUGGCAUCAUGGGUGGGAUUGCCAUUAUCUCUACAUUCUGCGGCGUCUUCAGUGCUGGCUUUGUUGACUACCUAGAGACCUCGCGACAUCAAGAGGUUAGCCAGAUGUCCUCGGACUUCCUUUCUGCCACCGUAAAGAUGAAGAUCGGCUUGAAGAAGGCCAUCGAGAACAGGCGAGCAAGGAUCAACUCGGGACAGUCUUCUUUCGUUGCGCAGGAAGAUUGUGGAAAGUUGGGAAUUCAUGAUGGACAUUCUCAGAACAGGCAGUCAAGUAUUGUCGAACGCCCACAGGAGUUGCUGGUCAAUAUGGGAGCCUGGAUCCAGCUUGUUUUCAACUUCGUGCUGGUGGUGAGCUUGAUCAACACCAUGUUUUCUUCAAUCCCUCAAGAUAACACUCCGGCUGCUGCUACUGCAUGCCUCAUCGUGGAGGGCAUUUGCACUCUCGUCUUCGUAGCUGAUUACGCAGCACAGCUGAGCAUGGUGGGCAAUGGUUGGUGCUUCUCCCAGCCGAAAGCUCGGAUGACAAAGUCUUGCCAGGCAGCGGCACUAGGCCCCAAUCCCAACCCCCGAGAGUUGAGAGAGCUGGAUAGAGCGCUGCCGCAGUACAUGGUGGAUUACUGCAACGGGGAUGCAAGGAAGGCCAUGAACAAGUGGGUGGAGACACUGAAGUGGCGGUGCGAGAUCGAUGACGAGGGCAUCUUUGCCCAACCGAGUCCAGAUUUCUUUACGAUACAACGUCACUAUCCAACUUUCCUUCAUCUCCCCGACAAGGCUGGACGGAUGACAUAUUGGGUAAAAGUUGGUGAUCUGAACCCACCUGGACUGGAUAAGGAUGGCAUGACAGUUGAGCGCAUUCGGGAUGACUACUUGUGGCAGACGCUGUUUACCUGGGAUGUUUGGCUAAAGCGUGAUGACAAGCAAUACCUUACAAUUGUCUUGGACAUGGAAGGAUUUGCCCUCUCCAAAAUCACCCCCAAGAUGAUGAGGGUCUUUGCUGCGUCUUACGGCGCUGUACAGGCGCACAUGCCCGACCGUGAGCGACUGGUGAUUGUCGUGAAUGCACCAGAGUGGUGGCGGACGGUUUGGGCUGUUUUCAAACCUUUCCUGCCGGAGAGGCAGCAGGAACGGCUCAGGGUCAGUGUAGGGCAAGAGGAGUCCAUAAACUUGCUCCGGGAGCUGAUCCCCCCCAAGAACUUGCCCAAGUCUUAUGGAGGAUCCGGUAUUGAGCUCGGCAAAUCUCCGGCAAACGUGCUCCGGCAGAAGUACGCAGCCGAGGGCACUGGCAGGUGA